Molecule: messenger RNA, 937 nt
Organism: Sciurus carolinensis (gray squirrel)
Lineage: Eukaryota; Metazoa; Chordata; Mammalia; Rodentia; Sciuridae
Gene: Nudt2
Product: nudix hydrolase 2
Exons: 4
Coding region: 236-679 (147 amino acids)
Biological process (GO): AMP biosynthetic process; ATP biosynthetic process
Molecular function (GO): bis(5'-nucleosyl)-tetraphosphatase (asymmetrical) activity
Source: RefSeq, a predicted model, not a curated record
GCGACAUUUCCAGCUCCUUUUACCCAAUGUUGUGGUCUUCCGAAGUGCAACAGAGCUGUCUUGAUUGGCCGGCGUACUCCCAGCCUCAGUUGAGGCUCACUUCCUGCCUCCUUCUUGCUUUGGCUCUGCUUCUCUGUCUGAACUCUAUAGUAGAAGUUUGUCAAGUGAUUAGAAACCAGAAGGCUUCACAAGGAAGGUGACAUUUGAGCUACUUCAAAAGGUUCUUAGAUAGAUCAUGGCCCUGAGAGCAUGUGGCUUGAUCAUCUUCCGAAGACGCCUUAUUCCCAAGGUGGACAACGAUUCAAUUGAAUUUCUACUGCUGCAGGCAUCAAAUGGCAUUCAUCACUGGACUCCUCCCAAAGGCCAUGUGGACCCAGGAGAGAAUGACUUGGAAACAGCCCUGAGGGAGACUCGGGAGGAAGCAGGCAUAGAAGCUGACCAGCUGACCAUUAUUGAGGGGUUCAGAAAAGAGCUCAAUUAUGUUGCCUGGCAGAAGCCUAAAACAGUCAUUUACUGGCUGGCAGAAGUGAAGGACUACAAUGUGGAGAUACGCCUCUCCAAUGAACACCAAGCCUACCGCUGGCUGGGGCUGGAUGAGGCUUGCCAGUUGGCUCAGUUCAAGGAGAUGAAGGCAGUACUCCAAGAAGGACACAAGUUUCUUUGCUCCACAGUGGCCUGAGCUGACCAGAGCAGUCAUUUGCUUCCGUAGGAUCCUCGAGCCUUUGGAAACAAACCCUCCCCCUGGGUCCAGGGAAGGAUAUGCUGGCCUUUGGCUUGUUAUAGCCAAGAGCAGAAGGGUUAGCGAAGUCUGCUUAAGAUUGUCAGAUGAGAACAAGUAAGAAAAUUAACUGAGCGAAAAGACAAAGGAAAAGUAAAAAAAAAAAAAAAAAUUUAAAGGCCAAACCCAGUAAGUGCAUUCUUUUACUUUAUAAAUAAA